AUGGAAAAAUCAAUGGAACGUUGGUGGGAAAAUUUUUUAAUAAAUGAAAAAAAAAUAAAUCUUAAACAUAUUCAACCAGAAAAAUCUAUGGAAGAUUUAAAUCAAGAAGAACAAAUGAAAAUUCAUCAAAUGAUGUAUGAUCAAAGACAAAAAGCUAUGGGUCUACCAACAUCAGAAGAACAAAAAUAUGAAGACAUAAUGAAACAAGCAUGGAAUGCUGAAGGAUCACCUUUUAAAGGACAACCUUAUGAUCCAUCCAUAGUUCAAUCGAUUAGAAAAUCUGAAUAA
Rotaria sordida is the source of this 288-nucleotide messenger RNA. The record is from the annotation of a GenBank genome assembly. Lineage: Eukaryota; Metazoa; Rotifera; Eurotatoria; Philodinida; Philodinidae.